Lutzomyia longipalpis is the source of this 2867-nucleotide messenger RNA. It is a transcript of the gene Pxt, whose product is annotated as chorion peroxidase. Gene Ontology annotation, biological process: response to oxidative stress. The record is from RefSeq and is a predicted model, not a curated record. NCBI's taxonomy places the organism in Eukaryota, Metazoa, Arthropoda, Insecta, Diptera, Psychodidae. The transcript has 6 exons. The coding region runs from base 243 to 2657 and encodes 804 amino acids. Gene Ontology annotation, molecular function: peroxidase activity; heme binding.
AACUUUCCGUUACCUAUGAUAUAAAAGCCUCAACGAACGUGGUUGGAAUUUUACUUCCGUGCAAAUUUGUGAUCAGAAAACGUGCUCAGUGAUCCCCUCAUUGUCAUCCUUAGUUUGUCUCUUCCGCCUCAUUGCCAUUGCCCACCCAGUGAAAGUGUUGCAUUAAAAACGCCCACAUAGUUGCUCAGGAGAGGAGCAAGAAAAUUUCGGAACGAAUAAAUUUCCACCAAAUAAAAAGGACAAUGAGGCGGCGAAAUUUAUCACUGUUUUGUGCUAUUUUAGCCAUUUUAUCCCUUCAUGGUGCAAAUUCCUUCAAGCUGUCCCGUUCAUCAGCCACCCAAGCGGCGCAGAUGAACAAUAAAACGGCCGGUUUUACACCAGUUCCCAACUUACCUGUGAAAAAGUCUGGGUUGCUUGUGAAAUACGACCCCUGCCCAGACUCCAUAAAAUGUGUGCCGCCAAUUCAGUGUCCAGCCCACGUAAACCUCCCCGAUGCGGAAAAGCCACGUCCGUGCGAGCUGGAUAAGGGUACGGGGCAUGGGUUGUGCUGUACAACGGGGCAAAAUCACACAGCAUCCAAGAAGAAGGAGCAUCAUCAUCUCCAUCAUCACGCAUCGAAGGCUGUGAGUGUUCAGAAAUUAUUCCAAGAGGCAAAGGAUCAACUUGUGGGCAUGCAGCAUCGUGCAUUGCUGUCCAAGGCAAAUAAAAUUGAACCUGGGAAUCCGGAAUUUGCUCAUCAUUCUGUCUUCCUGACAAGUGUUCGGGAUCGCAAUAAAGUCAAUGCAAGGACAGAUCGUGCAAUGCAGGAGGUCAUCGCUAGCAGACUUUUCCGUGAAAGGGAGGAAAUAUCAGUGCGUGACUUUAAUCUGGAAAACUUCGAUGGUGAACUUGUUGGGGCAUCACUGCAGAAUGAUUGCCAGAAUUUGGAUGCACCCUGCCCCAGACGCCCCCGAAAGUAUCGCCUCCCCGAUGGCACAUGCAACAAUCCCGUACCCGGACGUACAGCAUGGGCAUCUGCCGGAACACCUCAUGAACGCCUCCUACCAGCUGCCUAUGUGGAUGGAAUCUGGGAACCACGACUAACAUCGGCCACGGGACAACCACUACCGAGUACACGCGACAUUUCCCGUUUCGUAUUCCCAGAUGUAGAUAGACCCCAUUCCACCUACAACCUCCUCGUGAUGCAAUUUGGGCAAUUCCUCUCGCACGAUGUCACACAGACAGCAUCAAUUACCAAUCGUGAUGGCACCCCAAUUUCCUGCUGCUCAGAGGACGGUACACGUACCCUACCGCCGUCACAGAGCCACUUUGCCUGCAUGCCCAUCCCCAUAUCGGCAGACGAUGAGUUCUACGCGCAAUUCAAUCAGAGAUGCAUGAAUUUCGUCCGAUCAGCCAUUGCACCGAAUUGCCGACUCGGUCCCGCCAGGCAAUUCGACCGCGUGACCCACUAUCUCGAUGGGAGCCCAAUUUAUGGGUCUAAUGAGCAAACAGAGGCCGAUCUGAGGACAUUUGAGGGUGGCAGAUUGCGUAUGUUGAAUGACUUUGGGCGUGAUUUACUUCCCCUCAGUCAAGAUCCACAAUUUUGUGCUCAAAUACAACCAGGCAGCGUGUGCUUUCAGGGCGGCGACACUCGCACAAAUCAGAUUAUCAGCAUAACUGCGGUCCAUAUUCUGUAUGCGCGAGAACAUAACCGUGUGGCUGCGGAGCUUGCCCGGUUGAACCCUCACUGGUCCGAUGAUUUACUCUUUGUCGAGGCAAAACGCAUUGUCGUGGCGGAGCUGCAGUUUGUGGCGUACAGUGAGUUUCUGCCACUAAUUAUUGGCACGGAGACAAUGGCUCGAUUUGGUUUGAAUGUGCGCACGGAUGGCUAUAGCGAUGAUUACAGUACUGAUGUGAAUGCUGCUGUCACAAGUGAAUUCAUAACGGCCGCUUUCCGCUUUGGACACUCCACCGUGGAUGGGGUAUUUCGUACAUUCAGCGAGACGAUUGAUAUACCCGAUGUUAUGUUCAAUCCGGCGCGCCUCCUACAGAGAUCCUUCUACGACGACAUCCUCGUCACGAUGACAUCGCAACCGAUGCAAGAAGUGGAUUCAUCUAUAACAAAUGGGCUGAGUCAGUUUAUGUUCCGUGGAACAAAUCCCUUUGGCCUGGAUUUGGUGGCGAUAAACCUGCAACGUGCUCGAGACCAUGGGCUGAGGACGUACAAUGAGUACUUGGAGUUGACGGGUUCAAGGAGGAUUGGUAGUUUUGGGGAUUUGGGACCUGAGAUUGCGUCUCGCCUACAGCGUGCAUAUGCCUCACCGGAUGAUAUUGAACUCUGGGUGGGUGGAUUACUCGAAGCGGCUGACACUGAUGCCCUGCUGGGACCGACAUUCUCCAAUAUUAUUGCGGAUCAAUUUUCGCGACUUCGCCGUGGGGAUAGGUAUUUCUUUGAGCAUGGGCCACAGGUAAAUCCGGGUGCAUUUACCCCGCGUCAACUUGCGGAAAUUCGCAAAGCAACAAUGGCACGAUUGCUAUGCGACAAUUCCGAUGGGAUUCUCCUGCGGGCACAUCAACCUCGGGCCUUCCUCCUACCAACAGCCGCAGGCAAUGAGCAAGUUGCCUGCAACUCAAAUGCAAUUCCACGAAUGGAUUUAGCGGCAUGGAAGGAAGAGUGAGAGAUUUCCUCUCUGUCCUAAAUCGAUAACCUUUCCCCCCCCCCAACCCCCAUCACCUCAGAUAUAUUACUCUGUGUGUACAAAGUUUCAACCCCCAUUAACCCCUCCAUAUAUGGUGUCAUCCACACAAUCCUUUUCCAUACACACUUUCAGUAGGUAUGUAUUAUAUGUAUGUAUGAGAGAAAACAUUAAAUUGCUGGGCAAUAACUC